GGGAGAACAGCAGAGAGGUAGGGACGUCUUAUUUUACAGAUCUGGGCAGAUACUUAUUGUUUUUUACCCUAAAAAACAUCUAACCUCUUUAAUUAUCUGCAAUGGCUUUUAUAGCAUUUAAACAAACACAUGUCUAUGAAAAGCAAGCUGCCCCAAAAGAUAAGGACAGAUCUGGUAUCCAGUGCCUCGAGUGCUAUGACCGAAAUGUGUAUAUAGGGACCAAAGACGCAACAGUCCUGCAUCUCAUCCUUCCCAGUGGCACAAAUGAAGACCUGAGUGCUGGCCAGAGCAAAACCAGAGAAGGUAGGGCAAGAAAACUGGGCUCAAGCAACCAAGUAACCCAACUGAGGGCAGUCCCACUUUUCAACCAUCUGCUGGUCCUGUGGGACCGGAGCGUUACUGCCCUCAACAUGUUCUCCUUAGAGCCCGUUCCAGCCCUGAAGAAGAUCCAGCAUGUGUCUUUGUUUGAGGUGUGCGACUCGCUGCUCAUGGCCCAGACGGCAUGCGUGCAUAUGGUGACUUCCUCCAGUCGCAGGAAAAUGAUCCGGAUCCACGUGGUGGGAGUGGACAGGUGGGAGGUUGUAAAGGAAGUCCCUCUGCUCCAGGACCCUGUGGCCUUGGCGGUAGACGGUGCCAGCCUGUGUGUCGCUACCAGCGACAGGUAUCUCCUCUGUGAUAUUCAGACUGGGAGCAGUGAGGAGCUUUUUCCUCACAAUCACAGCAGGCAGCGUGUCAUUGUUAGCUCAGUGGGACGAGGGGAAUUCCUCCUGAACGGGCCUGAAUCGUUAGGCAUGUUUAUGAUGAAAACGGGGAUAUGCCAGCGCCCUCCCCUGCAGUGGCCUCAGGAGGUGAUGGCAGCCGGAGUCUGUUUCCCUUACAUCCUAACCCUGCAGCCCCAAGUGCUGUCUGUCUACAGCAUGGUAGAUCAGCAGCACAAACAGACUGUGAGUCUCAGCGGAGCCAAGGGUCUGCUCUCCACGUCAGAUGGUGUGUUAGUGUUCACAGAGAGAGACAUUUUCAGCCUGCGCCUGGUGCCAUAUGAAGAGCAGAUCCAGGCACUUGUGAGGCAUGAGAGGGUCGAGGAGGCCUUGUUGCUGCUGGAUGGAGUUCAAGGCCGUCAUCCACUUGCCUCAUACAAGGAACUGCAAAAGGCCAUCACUUGCCUGGCUGGAUUUUCUCAUUUUUACCAGCAGGGUUUUUACGAGGCCAGAGAUCUAUUCAUUAAAGGUGAGCUGGACCCCAGAGAAAUCAUCCGUCUCUACCCUGACAUGCAGCCGUAUCUCAGCGAGGACUUUCAGUCUCAGCUUGAUCAAGUGAACAAGGGCAGGGAUCUCCAGGUGCGCUGGCAAGAGGACAGAAACACAUUUCAUCAUUACCUGGGCUUCCUCAGAGAUUUUCUCAGAGCAGUCAGAGGGAUGGAGCAAGGCCUGAAGUGCAUUAAAGAGGUGGACUGCGCCCUCCUGAGGCUGUAUGUAGAACUUGGAGACACUGAAAAUCUGCAGCAGCUUGUGUCAUUUCCCAAUGAGUGCAGGCUGGACCACUGUGUUCCUGUUUUGGAGCAACACAACAGAUUUUUCGCAUUAGGUUCCCUCUAUCAAAGCCAUGGGAGUGAAACUGAUGCAAUUAAGACUUGGGUGAAAAUUGCAGAUGGCGUCCACAAAGACCCCUCUUGCUCAGAUGUAUAUGGACACAUAGUGCGGACUCUCAGUCAACUGCAAGACAGAGAUGCUGUGUGGGAAUUUGCAGACUGGACUCUGCAAAGAAACCAAGAGGUAGGUGUGCAGAUUUUCAGCAGGCGUCCACCAGAUGAUCGAAUUGAGACCCAAGAUGUCCUUGCUCUCUUGGAGACAUACCCACUGGCAUUGCUUUUAUAUCUUGAGUUCUUAAUCCAUGAUUUGAACAGUGAGGAGGAGAGACAUCACAACCGUCUGGCCCUGGCAUAUGUUACUCAGAUGCUACAAGAGGAAGAGGAAGCCAAUUUGAGGAAGACCAGAGGGAAGCUGCAGCAUCAGCUAUGGGAAUCCAAGUUCUAUGACGUCUCCACUCUGUAUGAGAGAGUAAAGUCAACAAACCUGCACAUAGAGAAAGCCAUUCUCCUCUGCAGGACCGGUGAUCACUCACAAGCACUGCACAUGCUUGUCCACCAGGAGCGAGACCCCCAGGCGGCAGAGGCCUUCUGCUGCAGGGCUGCCCAGGGCCGAGACUCACAGUUCAGGCAGACCCUGCUGCUCACCCUGCUCCAAAUCUACCUGGGCUCCGAGGAUCUCACCGGCGCUGCCGUGGAUCUGCUCAACAACAACCCUCAGGUGUUUGCAGCAGAGAAGGUCAUCCAGCUCCUGCCUGAUCCCUGGUCUGUUCAGCUGGUCUCCCAGUUCUUAGUUGGAUCCCUCAGAGAGACCUUGCACCAGAGGCGAAUGGCAAGGCUGCAAAAGGCGUUGAGCCAGAUGGAGCUAUUGCGGCACAAGGUCAUUUGGAUGCAGGCCUCAAAAACAAAGUUCAGACUGGAGAAGGGGCAGAAGUGUAAGGUUUGUCAGAGAGACCUUGCUGAGCCACAGUUUGCCUGUAGUCUCCACGGUGAGCUGAUGCACACAAGCUGCACUGGCUUCUCAUCAUCAUAAAGACACCGCUAGACCAAUCUAUUGUCUUUUUAUGCAAAUAUGCGCAUCCCUGCGCUCUUGACAAUCAUUCAUUUCCAGCCGGAUAAGUGUCUGCUUCCCACCCGAUAAUUUUUCUAGAUUAGACUGUGUCAUCCACGCAAGCUCUGUACAAGGAUUCAAUUCAUGGACCUUGGACCAGACGCUUUCCUUAAUUAGAAAAAAUUAAAAACAUUGUGUAAAUAACUGGUUUCAAACUGCAGAAAAGCAAGCAGUGCACUUUUUCAGGGCGGUAUGUCUGAGCCAUUUCCUACAGACACUGCAGACAGCAAUAGCUAUAAAGUGAAUUGUGGAGGACACUCGGGGGCAUAUAUUCACUGAUCAGACAGUGGUGUUUUACAUGGAAACCACCUGCGGUCAUCCUGGACCAGAGGGAAUUUGACCAUCGUCCAACGUUGUAUAUAUGUAUCCCCGCCAUCACGGUUUCCACUGACUGUGUAUAUUUGUCUGCAUAGAGCUGGAAAUAGAGAGUCAACAGCGCAGAGGCUGCACGUCAGAGACUUUUUUAUUCAGCUCGUGCAUUAAUAUACAUUUAAGACCAGGAAAAAAAAAACACAAUUACAGGUUUAAAAAUGAAAAGCAAACAGGUCGAGGAAGUGCAGUUUUGGGUCAUUUCUGAUAAUUUUACAAGCCACCAAAAGACAUGUCUGCACUAUGUGUGGAACAUUUUUUUACCAACAUCAUCCCUAUAUCAUUAGGGGCCAUGACAGACAUGUACUGCAAAUAAUAACACACAAACUCCAGUGUCCACAUGUGUAAUAUGGAAAUCUUGUAAAUAAACUUAAACACAUAUCAUUAAGUUAAAUGACACUCCAGAUGAAUUUGUGUAUUUUUGUUGCAAUUUAGUCAUUAAGGCUAACCAUAACUGAGGGUAUUUCUUUAUCCUGAUGCAUUUUGGGACAGGACAUAAGGAGACGCCUAAGUCAGUCUUUGGCCUGGAGUGAGUGACUAAUAGAAAUGUAGAUAUAGUGAAUUAUGAGCAUGUUCGAAGGGAUUAUGUUUUUUGAUGCCCAUGCCAAGAUCUCUUCAGUUUUUCUUUCCUAAUGAGGUUUUUGUUGGAGUUUUUCAUUGUUCUCACUAAGAGUCGAGUUGUGUUCAUGUGAUGUUUCAUGCUGUGAGUGCUAUGAAGCCUUUUCAGAGUGUAACUAGGAUUAAGGGAUACAAAAAUACACUUGACUUAAGGUUUGACUUGAAACUUCUCACUCUGAGAAUUUAAAUUUAACCUCUGACUCAUAUAAAUAAACCCAUUCAUAUCCCUGAAAGCCCAGGAAAGCCACAUUUCUAGCUUGUUCUCUUUUAUGUGGUUGCAGGAAAACUGCCACAUCCACUCCUCCAUAUCGGGUCCUUGUAAUUUUGAUAAUCUAUGCAUUUGAUUUUAAUCUACCGUUCGGUCAUUGUAAGAUCUCCUGGAUAAACUGCUGAGAGGUAUCGGUGCAGAGAAAAUCACAUACCAUCGACUUCUUUCUUGCUUGUUUUGAGAUGUGAAGGAGCCUCUCACAGUUUAUGUGGACUGACUGCGGGCUGCCGCUCUGUGACUGGCUGAGCUUUGGGCCGUGACUGAUGACCAGUGACCACUGGGUGGACCUGAGAUGGGAUUUAUGUCCACUCCUUUCCCUUCUCACGGACAUCCUCUGGGAGUAUUAAGGCUGUUUUGAACACCUGCGGUUAUAGAGGCCAGAAGUAACCAGAAGCUAAAAAUAUACACGCACAAGUACAAGUGCACCUUCUUCUACCUAAAUUAAGGCUUUUGAAGGCCUGUUUGGUGCAUUUAAAGGUUUUUUUAUACUCCUAUGUGAUGCAUGUAGGCACUGAUAUGAGUAGUUCCUGUCCAUGUGAAUGUAAUGCUCUUGCAAACAGUGUAUGAGUAGGCAGGGGCUCUGGAUCUCUGCAGGCUGCUGCAGGCUGCCGGCCAGACGGACAUUUUAAACAUGAGGGGAGUGGACUGGAUGCAAAAAGAGACUGUUUUGGACCAAAGUAUGGUGGGGUAUUCAGACAUUGGUCUCCCAUUAUAAAUAUCCAUGCUGCCACAAACUCAGUAAGAAGGGAAAACAAGAACAGUUUCUUCUUGUGCUUUUCUAAAUUUAAGAAAAAACAUUGGCUGUCUGAACUGUAGGACGUAAUUGUUUAGAUGUUAACACUGGUUUGUUUUCUGUGGAAUAGAAAGAAAGUAUUCGGAUGCAUUUGACUUUUUUGCCUAUAAGUUAUAGAAAAAGGUGAACCCUAAUGUUCUGUUGGGGUCCUGAUGAUCCCUGGCACCGUAACAACUAAACCAAAAACUGAUGACCUGUUGCAGAAAUCUGCUACAGAAAUGAUGCAUUACUUCUGUUCGGCCUGUGAUUGGUGCCCAAAUUCUUUUUUUUAAUUUCUUUUAUUGGAGUGUUUUUAACAGAAGAGAAUUAGACUGUCUGGAGUCUAAUUAACCUUAAAUAAAAUCACCGUGAAGAUUUUUAUAAUGUACAUUUCAUUACAGUCAGAAGAAAAGGAAAAAGAUCUUUUCAAGAAAAUAAAUGCUUCCACAAGAUGUCAGAGCAAAACAGCCAAUUUCAGUAGGAUACAGGGGUUAGAAUGCCUGGUUUUAAUAUCUAAUACCUUCAAGUCAAUUAUUUGUUGAAUAUCAUAAAGUAGAUGAAGUUAAAUAUUCCACACUUUGCCCCAACUUUAAAAAAGCCUAUGAAUCAAAUGUUGCUUCAGGAUUAUGAAAAUUGCUGCAGGUACCUCACACAA
Molecule: messenger RNA, 5378 nt
Organism: Chelmon rostratus (copperband butterflyfish)
Lineage: Eukaryota; Metazoa; Chordata; Actinopteri; Chaetodontiformes; Chaetodontidae
Product: transforming growth factor-beta receptor-associated protein 1
Exons: 11
Coding region: 102-2618 (838 amino acids)
Biological process (GO): vesicle-mediated transport; endosomal vesicle fusion; autophagy
Cellular component (GO): cytoplasm; membrane
Source: RefSeq, a predicted model, not a curated record